Messenger RNA from Sorex fumeus (smoky shrew), 1746 nucleotides. RefSeq names its product leucine rich repeats and IQ motif containing 3 (gene LRRIQ3). Gene Ontology annotation, molecular function: protein binding. The record is from RefSeq and is a predicted model, not a curated record. Lineage: Eukaryota; Metazoa; Chordata; Mammalia; Eulipotyphla; Soricidae. Bases 1 to 1746 code for a protein of 581 amino acids. The transcript has 8 exons.
AUGUUUCAUGGAACCGUCACAGACGAGCUGACACAUCAUGAAAAAUGGCGUAAAUAUAAUGAAAAUGUUGUAGAAGAAAAGAAAAAUUUUGUUUUUGUGAAAUUUAAUGGCCUUCAGCUAAAAUCUAUGGAAAAUCUGCAGUCUUGUGUCUCUAUAAAAGUAUGCAUCUUCUCAAACAAUUUUAUUACAGAUAUUCACCCACUUCAAAAUUGUAAACAAUUAGUGAAACUUGAUCUCCAUGGAAAUCAGAUAAAGAACCUACCAAAUGCAGAAUUUUGGAGUGGAUUCAAGAAUCUAAAACUCCUUUUUCUUCAUGACAAUGGGAUUACGAAAUUAAAGAAUAUAUGUGCAUUGUCUGCCUGUCCAAGCCUUAUUGCCCUCACUUUGUUUGAUUGUCCAGUGAGCCUUAAAAAAGGAUAUAGACAUGUUGUUGUUAACAGCAUCUUGCCCCUCAAAGCACUGGAUUAUUACAUCAUUUCUGAUGAAGAAAUAGUUCAGAAUUGGCAACUUCCUGAAAGAUUUAAGACAUAUAAUAUCCGACUGUUCUUUAAUUUCUGCCCUGCUUUGAAAAAGGGAUCAACUUAUGAAAAUGAAAUGGAUAAUAUUAAAUAUAUUAUUUCAAAUAUUGAUAGAAUUCUGGCUCAUAAUUCACCAAUUUUGAUUCUUCAAAGAUAUGUGCGUGGUUACUUGGUAAGAAAAGCUUUAAGCCCAUUUUUUUUUAAUACAAAAAAAAAAAAGCAUAAAUGUAUGACUGAUUAUAAAGCAAAAUGGAUUUGCAUACACAAAGGAUAUGAUAAUCAACUCUUUGUUCAGUCUGAAACAAAUAUACAAGGAAAAUAUUUACGUUGGAAACGUGUAAGUCAAAGAAAAUUGAAAUAUGAUACAGAGGAUGAAAAACUGGAUAAAAGUUUUAAGAUAUCAGUGUUCAAAGUGCCCAUACGUACUUUGGAUUCAGUGAAGUGUGCCUCAGUAGUGAAAACAAAAGAACAAGAUUCUUUACCUGUGUAUGGCCAAGCACGGUAUGCCUCUCUUCAAAAACCAGUCUGUACCUACAAAGACAUUAAGUUAAAGAAGAAUAUGAAAGAGUUUUUUACAGUGCACAGAGCUGGUAUGAGACUCCAAUCACUUUGUGAUGUUGAUAAAUAUUAUUCAGAAUUAAAGAAUCUGGAAGAAUAUCAUAAAAGAGUAUCCGCUCGAAACAUGACACGUGCUUCCCAAGAAAAAGCUACACUAAAAGUUAAGGAAAUAUUAAAUGAAAAAAUUCAUAAUGUAAAGAAACACCGUUUAAAAGAAGAGGAGACAAUGCAGAUGGGUUUUCAGCAAUUUCGGCAGAACAGAAACUUAUACCUUGGAAGAGUUAAAGAGAGGAGAAAUUUGUUUCUGAAAGAAAAAAGGCAAAAGACUGAAGAGCGUUUAUUAAUUCAGAACUUAAGUAAUGAGCGCUCUCGUGUACUCCGAGGAAUAAUUUAUAUGGACAGAUUGAAGAUGAAUGAGGAAGUUCAAAAUGAGAAGAAAAUGAUUGUUAAACAAAGACUGGAAACAGAAAGGUUUCAAAGGAAUUUAGUCAAACAAAUGAAGGAAGUUAGGACUCUAAAGGCAUUUAGAAAUCACAAUGAAGAAAAAUUUGUCAAUGACAUGAUGAUGGCUUUUCCGGAAUAUUGUGAGAACUUCGAAGAUGUUAAAGCAAAAGUUGCAAUUGGAAAAAAAAAUUUAGUCUUUGAGAUUCCUGAUGGGAUUACAAAAUGA